Molecule: messenger RNA, 483 nt
Organism: Indicator indicator
Lineage: Eukaryota; Metazoa; Chordata; Aves; Piciformes; Indicatoridae
Gene: AP1S3
Product: adaptor related protein complex 1 subunit sigma 3
Exons: 4
Biological process (GO): vesicle-mediated transport; intracellular protein transport
Cellular component (GO): membrane coat; AP-1 adaptor complex; intracellular membrane-bounded organelle
Molecular function (GO): clathrin-cargo adaptor activity
Source: RefSeq, a predicted model, not a curated record
AUGUUGCUUUGUUUGCUGUAGAUACACUUCAUGCUGCUGUUCAGUCGGCAGGGGAAGUUAAGGCUUCAGAAGUGGUACACGACGCUGCCGGAUAAAGAGAAGAAAAAGAUCGUUCGAGAAAUCGUCCAGAUCGUUCUGUCUCGCAACCAAAAGACAAGUAGCUUUGUUGACUGGAAAGACCUCAAGCUUGUUUACAAAAGGUAUGCUAGUUUGUAUUUCUGCUGUGCAAUAGAAGACCAGGAUAAUGAACUGCUGACACUAGAGGUUGUCCAUCGAUACGUGGAACUUCUGGACAGAUACUUUGGAAAUGUCUGUGAGCUGGAUAUCAUCUUUAAUUUUGAAAAAGCUUAUUUUAUUCUGGAUGAGUUCAUCAUUGGUGGAGAAGUACAAGAAACUUCCAAGAGGUCUGCAGUGAAAGCCAUAGAAGACUCUGACAUGUUGCAGGAGACAGUGGAAGAGUACAUGAACAAGCCUGCCUUUUAA